Molecule: messenger RNA, 564 nt
Organism: Aspergillus wentii DTO 134E9
Lineage: Eukaryota; Fungi; Ascomycota; Eurotiomycetes; Eurotiales; Aspergillaceae
Exons: 3
Coding region: 1-564 (187 amino acids)
Source: RefSeq, a predicted model, not a curated record
AUGGAUGUCGAUCUCGAAAUGGUUCGUUCAGCCGUCGAUAUCUAUACUGAUCGGAAUACGGCCUGCCAUGCAGAGGUUGGGGCUCCGGAUAUCGUCAACGACUUGCCAGCACUGGACAAGACUAUCGCUCGAGAUAUCCAGAGGCUUCCCCAAAUACUGCCCGAUGGCUUGAAACCGAAACUGCAGAGUGGUUCGCAAAACCGGCCGCUUGAUUCCGAGUCCAACCCUCGUACCGAUCGACAACAGCAUCGCCUUCGACCAUCUGGUCAAGCAAAGAUCGGUGUCUCACAAGAGGUCGGUCCAAGACCUCAAAUCGGAUCUUCACAAUCUUCGACAAACCCGACGUCUUCAUCUGCCAAAGAGGAGGGUCUCCAUGCCCCUUGCGGCAUUCUCGAAGACAUAGCGGAGCUCGAGUCAAAGAUUAGGCUAAAUGAAGUCAUCGCAAGACUGCAAAACCCGGAUAAUCCGGCGGAAAUUCCCCAGAUUGCGAAAUGUGGGGAUGGAAUGCGGGGCAAUGUCCUCUGCGGUAUAGAAACUGAAAGUAAAUUCCGAAAGGUUAAAUAA